AUGGGUCAAUUAGAAGAUGCAGAGGACUUUAAAAAUAGAGGGAAUGAAGCGUUUAAAUCUGAGGAUUAUGAGCUCGCUUUGUCGCUUUACAAUAAAGCUAUAAUUCAUGGCGCAAAAGACACGCGGGAUAUGGCUACGUAUCUAAAGAACAGGGCCGCUACUUACCUUAAAAUGAAGCAAUACGAAAAUGUAAUCGAAGACUGCAAUGAGGCUUUGCGAAUAAUUCCUGAAGAUCCCAAAGCACUGUUUCGACGUGCUCAAGCCCUAGAAAACGUAGAACGCUAUGAAGAGGCCUAUAGAGAUGCAAAAACAAUUUUUACUGUAGACCCCACAAAUAAAGCUAUACAACCAGUGUUAGGGAGAUUACAUGCAAUAGUCCAGGAAAGGUCAAGAUUAGCAUCACAAACUCACAAUAAGGUGGAACAAAUGUUCAAAAUUGCUUUUGAACUGGGUGAAAAUGUGGAAAAGAGAGAAAAGGCCAUAUCAAAUCUCCUUGUUCUUUCAAAAGAAAAUGCAGCUGCUGAAAUCAUGUUAAAAAGUGGAGUGGUGCAUAAAAUUCAACAAGUGGUUAAGAAUGAGAAGAAUCCAAAUAUAUAUGUUAAUGCAAUUCGUAUUGUUAGUCAGCUGUGUAAAGAAAAUAUACAAAGAACAAAGAGUGUUUUGAAAGUAGUUGGUGUACCAUGGUUUUUGGAAAUUAUUGAUAAUGAAAAACCUGAAAUUGUGAAUGCUGCCCAGUAUUGUCUGCAAACUAUAUUAAAUACAUUUUCUGGCAUGGAUAGUAAAAAGGAAACAAAGCCUGACAAAGACUUAUGUGACCAGCAUAAAUCUGAAAUAGACACAAUGCUUACCUGUUUAACUUAUUCCAUCACAAACAGAGUAAUCACUGGCCUAGCAAGAGACGCUAUUGUGGAAUUAGUUAUGAGAAAUUGUCACUAUACUACACUCAAUUGGGCAGAAAGAUUUGUUGAAAUUAGAGGAUUGCAACGUUUGUUAGAGGUAUGUAGUGAGCUAGAAGAGUAUAAAUAUGAAUCGGCAAUGAAUAUAACACCAUCAUCGAGAACUGUUGCAGCCGCUUGUCUAGCUAAAGUAUAUGAAAACAUGUAUUAUGAUGAAGCAAGAGAAAAGUUUAAUGAACAAGUUGAUGAUUUUAUUAAGGGGAAAUUAUUAACACCAGAUAUUGAAUCUAAAGUUCGUGUUACUGUUGCUAUUACAUCUUUGUUGAGAGGGCCACUUGAUGUUGGUAAUUAUGUUAUAUCAAAGGAAGGAAUCAUAGAAAUGAUUUUAGUCAUGGCUCAAACCGAAGAUCCCCUUCAACAAAAAGUUGCUUGUGAAUGUCUUAUUGCUGCAGCAUCUAAGAAAGACAAAGCUAAAACCAUUAUAAAUAAAGGUGUGGAUAUAUUAAAAAGAUUAUAUUCUAGUAAAAAUGAUGCUGUUAGAGUAAGAGCUCUGGUCGGUUUGUGCAAAGUUGGUAGUUUUGGAGGUGAUGAUGCGUCUAUCCGGCCAUUUGCUGAAGGUUCAACCACUAAGUUAUCAGAUGCUUGUAGAAAAUUCUUGGUAAAUCCAUCUAAAGAUAAGGAUUUGCGAAAGUGGGCUGCUGAGGGACUUUCUUACCUUACAUUAGAUGCAGAUGUUAAAGAAAAAUUAGUAGAAGACAAGGCUGCUCUACACUCUCUUAUUGAACUGGCCAAGACUGGAGAUCAAUCUUGCCUGUAUGGUGUUGUAACAACUUUUGUCAACUUAUGCAAUGCUUAUGAAAAACAAGAAAUAAUGCCUGAAAUGCUUGAAUUGGCAAAAUUUGCAAAACAUCAUAUACCUGAACAGCAUGAACUAGAUGAUGCAGACUUUGUUAACAAAAGAUUGUCAGUGCUUUGCCAAGCAGGGGUUACAUCAGGUUUAGUAGCUCUGGCUAAAACGGAAAGCCAUAAUUCAAGAGAACUCAUUGCAAGAGUUUUCAAUGCAAUUUGUAGUUUACAAGAGCUGAGAGGCAUUGUAGUACAACAAGGAGGAGCAAAAGUAUUGAUUCCAAUGGCCUUAGAAGGGACAAAUAAUGGGAAGAAACAAGCAGCUCAAGCAUUAGCCAGAAUAGGAAUCACUAUUAAUCCUGAAGUUGCUUUUCCUGGUCAAAGAAAUUUAGAGGUAGUGAGACCAUUGAUAGCUUUAUUACACCCGGAAUGUACAGCACUAGAAAACUUUGAAGCCCUCAUGGCUUUAUGCAAUUUAGCCUGUAUGAAUGAAACAACUAGAAAUAGAAUCUUAAAAGAAGGUGGCUUAUCUAAAAUAGAGCACUACAUGUACGAAGAACAUCUUAUGUUGCAAAGAGCUGCAACACAGUGUGUAUGCAACUUGGUGCAAUCUGAAGAUGUUAUAAAAACCUUUGAAGGUAGUAAUGAUAAAACAAAGUUUUUAUUUUUAUUGUGCCAAGAGGAGGAUAUAGAUACUGUUAUGGCAGCAGCAGGUGCUUUAUGUAUAUUGACUUCAGCAAGCAAAAUUUGUUCCCGGAAAAUUCUAGAUCUAGAGUCAUGGUUGGAAUCCCUGAGGUGUCUACUUGUGAAUGCAAAUAAGGAAAUUCAAUAUAGGGGGACAUACCUGCUUUACAAUAUUAUAAAAGAUGACAUUGAUAUGGCUGCAAGAGUAUUUGAAACCGACAUAAUGGAAAUUUUAAUGGCUUUAACUAAGUUAGAAGAUGCAGAAACUAUAAGGUCUAAAGAAUAUGCACAGAAAUGUUUACAUGCUGCUGAAAAGCUGGGUGUUAUUAGGAAACCAGAUGUUAAGAUAGAAGACUCUAUGGAAGAUGAAAUUUCAGAUGACAAAUAA
This is a messenger RNA of Leptosia nina, 2814 nucleotides long. NCBI's taxonomy places the organism in Eukaryota, Metazoa, Arthropoda, Insecta, Lepidoptera, Pieridae. The record is from the annotation of a GenBank genome assembly.